AUGUUUCAGACAUUGAUGGGUCAUGAACGUGAUAAAUCAACAGGAUCAAACGUUGAAUUGGACAUCAAUGAUUUAUUUUUUAUAAAUGAUACCAUUUCAUUUUCAUAUCAACCUGUCACAGUUGCUUGGAUGUUCAAGAGUGAAAAUGAUAAGGAGAAACUUUCAUAUUAUUUAGAAAAUGAUAUCAAACGUCUAGAAGCAGAAUUAGAUCCUUGGAUUAAAUUAAGUUUUGAACCUUUUGUUAUGGAACAUCUUAUGCGUGCUGAAGCUUUUUUAACUUGUUGUCAUCAAAUGGAUAUAAUAGAUGGAGAUAAACUUAAAACAUAUGUCAAUAAUUAUGGUGCAUUAAAAGAGCAAGAGAAAAUCAUUCAAGAAUGUGCAAAUGAAUUGUCAGGAAAUGAUUUACAUGAUUGCAAGUUAGAUAUGAACAAAUUAAAUGAAUCUCGUCAAAGUACUAUCGAAUUUGCUGAAGUAAAUGUCGAUAAAUCUGUAUUAACAUUGAUCGAUACUGCAAUUCAAAGACAAGUUUAUAUAGAUAAUAUUGUUUAUAAUUAUCAAUUAAAUAUACCCGACGAAUGUCAUCCAGCACUUCGUCUACUUUGGAAACCACAUAGAUUACUUCAAUGUGAAAUAUCUUAUCGUACAAAUUUGGCUACAAAAUUAUCAAGUUUUAAAGAUUAUAAAAAAUUUAGUGAUGAAAUAAGUAAACCAUUUCGACAGAUGAUGUCUAAUAUAUAUAUUAAUUUGAAGGUAAAACAACACUAAAUUUUUGUUUUUUAGUAAAUAUCAAAUCAUAGAUAAAAAUUCGAAUAAAGCACAUUUCAAUCAUUGUUCUUCAAUAGAAAUAAUGAAAUGUUUUGUGUAAAGAUACUUUUCCGUUCGAAUGCUACAAAGAUUUUUCUGAGACAAGAUUAACUCAUUAUGUUAAGUCAAAUGAUGAUUGUAGGAAAAUCGACACAAUAGGAUUUUAAUGAUCUGUUCGUGUAGAAACAGAAAAAAAAAUGCUACGAAAACAUCUUUGAAGUCAAGAACGUAUUGUUCGGAUAGGCAAAAAUGGUAUUUUUGUUUAGUCAGUAUUCAACGAUUUCUGUCGUAAU
Rotaria sordida is the source of this 1097-nucleotide messenger RNA. Lineage: Eukaryota; Metazoa; Rotifera; Eurotatoria; Philodinida; Philodinidae. The record is from the annotation of a GenBank genome assembly.